Mya arenaria is the source of this 531-nucleotide messenger RNA. Its product is annotated as major royal jelly protein 5-like. The coding region runs from base 1 to 531 and encodes 176 amino acids. Lineage: Eukaryota; Metazoa; Mollusca; Bivalvia; Myida; Myidae. The transcript has a single exon. The record is from RefSeq and is a predicted model, not a curated record.
AUGGUAGACAGUCUGAGAAUGGUGGACAAUCAGGGUAUGGUAGACAGUCUGGGUAUAGUAGACAACCUGGGUUUGGUAGAUACUCAGGGUAUGGUAGACAGUCUAUGUAUGGUAGAAAAUCUGGGUUUGGUAGACAGUCUGGGUAUGGUAGACAAUCUGGGUUUGGUAGAUACUCAGGGUACGGAAGACAGUCUAUGUAUGGUAGAUCUGGGUCUGGUAGACUGUCAGAACAUGACAGACAGUCAAGAUAUUGUAGACAGUCUUGAUAUGGUAGACCGUUUGGGUUUGGUAGACUUUCAGAACAUGACAGACAGUCAAGAUAUUGUAGACAGUCUGGAUAUCGUAGACCGUCUGGGUAUGGAAUACAAUCAGAACAUGACAGAUAGUCAAGAUAUGGUAGACAGUCAGGAUAUGGUAGACAGUCUGAGUAUGGUAGACAGUCUGGAUAUAAUAGACAGUUUGGGUAUGGUAGACAGUUUGGGUAAAUUAGGCUACGAGUCUUCAAAAUUUGCUUUUUACGUUAAUAUUUAG